AAAUCAAAACAUAUAUUUUUGACGUCUGUGAAAUCAAAAUAACUCCAAUGAUCAAGCCACACCUUUAAUUUAAAAUUUAGCGACUCUAACAAUUAAUAAUUCUUUAGUUUCAAAUAACAUAAUAUAACAUUUUAUAAAGCGUUACAUAUUUUUCAUUUAAUAGUCCCAUGUUUCAGUUGUUAUCAGGUUAAUUCUGUUAAAUUUAUAGCCAGUGUUAACCAAUAACGAUUUUACCAUGAUUUUAAAUAAUGCUGUAUGGAUUGUAGCCAUAAUAUCAGUGACUUCUAUUAUCAAAGUUACGAGUCUCGAAUGCUAUGUGUGUGAAAACCAAGAGGAUAACACAGAAAAGUGUGUUAAAACUAUUAAAACUUGUGAAUAUAAUCAAGAUGUUUGUUUGACGGAAAUAAAAUGGGGUAGCACCCCAUAUUGGUCACAAGGGGCAAAAAAGCAGUAUUACAUAUCAAAAAGAUGUUCUAACAAAACCGAAUGUGCUACUACAAGGCAACACUACAUGCCUCUAUGCACUCACAUCUGGUACCAAGAUUGGAUCUGCUCUGACUGUUGCAGAGGUGAUAGGUGCAACUAUUAUAUUAUUAGUGGAGGUGAAAUAAUGAAGCCAGCAUUUACUGUGCUAUUAAGUGCAGCAUUUCUAUUACAAUUAUAUUUUUUUUACUAAAUUUACAAUUUGACUGUAACAUGUAAGACUACAGUUAAGUGCCUUUUUAUUAUUUUUAGAAUAAGUACACAAAUAUACAUACAUUUUUUAUUAUUAUUAUUUGACAUAAAUAAUUUUGAAUUUGCAUUUUUUUGUCCUUACAUUUUUUUACAACAUAAUUUUAAGCUUGAUUUUAAUGAGAAGUAGAAGAUAAGUGUUAUGUGGUAAAUACCAAAUAUUACUCAUACAAAGUCAGGCAGGCAACUAGUUUUUAGAAUAAAAUUAGUAUGACUGAGUUUGAUGUAUUGUGGCAUAAAACAAAAUGAUUAUUAAUUUUUCUAUUAUAACUUGCCUUACAGAAUCUUUCACAGCUUUGAUAAGUUAUAGUUACUAUAACUGGCAUCUCUUUUUUGUGUAGUGGUGUAAUUUUUUUAAACUUAUAGACUAUCUUUUGAAUCUACACUUAUUAUUAUAUGUAUUAGCUUAAAACUAAUAUUAGUAUUAUGUAGGUCCAAUAUGAUACUGACUGUAUGUCUAUUGUUCUAUUUAAUUUUAAGACAAUUUAAUGAGAUCUGAUUAAUACAAUUAAAUAAUCUACAUGUUUAUGUACUUGACUGUAAAAAAUCCGUCCAAUAAAAUAUUAUUUUGUACUUUA
This is a messenger RNA of Bicyclus anynana (squinting bush brown), 1310 nucleotides long. RefSeq lists its product as uncharacterized. Bases 236 to 676 code for a protein of 146 amino acids. The transcript is spliced from 3 exons. The record is from RefSeq and is a predicted model, not a curated record. Lineage: Eukaryota; Metazoa; Arthropoda; Insecta; Lepidoptera; Nymphalidae.